AUGGCUGCUGGCAUGCGCCGUCGCUGCCACAAUCUACUGCAGGAUUAUGGCCGGAAGAAACAAUGGCAGGAAGCCGUGGCCCUGCUUACCGAAUCGUGGCACGUGGAUGCAGAUUCCGUGACAGUCAACUGCACCAUCAGUGCUUGUGCCGCUGCAUACCGCUGGAAGGAGGCAACUGUGCUGUUGUCGGAGAUGGCGCAACACGCAGCCACGCCGGAUGUGAUCAGCUACACGGCAGUGAUAAAUGCAUGUGAGAGGGCGAGACUCUGGCAACAAGCGCUUGUUGCGCUGUCUUCGGCGACGGCUCAGCUGGAUCCAGAUGCAUGCCUCCACAAUGCCACCAUUGCAGCAAUGCAGAGAUCGGCUCAGUGGCAAAGAGCUUUGCGGCUGCUUGAGGAGCUCUGUAAUGGCGAAGCCGGCGUGCAACCGGAUGCGAUCUCGUUCAACAGUGCCAUCAGCGCAUGCUCGAGCGCUGCUCGCUGGGAACGCAGCUUGGCCUUGCUGAUGUCCAUGCAGCGGUGGUCCUUGCGCCCGGACGCCGUGGGCACCAGCGCAGCUCUCCGAGGCAUUGGACAAGCGCGCCGCUGGCCCGACGCGCUGGCGCUUCUCGAGAGCAUGCUGCCGGUUCUGCGUGCCGACACAGUCCUCUUCAGCAGCGCAAUGAAUGCAAUGUCGGGAAGCCUGCAGUGGCAGCGUGCGCUGCUACUUUUCGAGGAUAUGAAAGAGGUGCAAGUUCCCCCCAACGCGAUCACCUGCUCGACUGCUCUGAGAGCCUGCGACCGUGGCAGUCUCUGGUGCCAGGCUUUGCAACUCUUUGAUCAGAUUUUACAACGAGGAGCCAGGCAUGCGGACAGCAUCACCUACUGCAGCUCUGUCAGUGCUUGCGGCAAAGCUUCCCAGUGGUUCCAUGCACUGGCGCUCUUUGCGCAGAGUGUGGCACAAACGGUUACACCGAACAGCUUCACGUUCAAUGCGGCCAUCAGUGCCUGUGAUCGCGGAAGUUGCUGGCCAGCUGCCGUGCAGCUUCUGGAGGACAUGAAGGAGAGCGGCACGCAGCCGGACUUGAUCAGCUUCAAUGCGACACUGGCAGCUUGCCAGGCCGGUCAGCAGUGGCACAGGGCCAUGGCACUCUUCCGUGAACUUGACGGCCGCUCCCUUCAGCCAGAUGAAGCUACUUUCAAUGCUGUGCUGGAAGCUGCUGGCGAUGUGGAGGGCGAGGCACUCUUCUUGUCCGCAAUGCAAGUCGCCUAUCCCCGGCUUUUGGCCAAGGGCCGGGAAUACUUGGAUUUGCAUGACCUCUCAGCCGGUGCUGCGAAGUUUGCUGUGCGGUGGUGGCUCGACCAUGUGGGGUACAAUUCUGGCCGGCACCCUCCAGGUCUGGAGAUCAUCACCGGCCGAGGUUCCUCUCGAAAGCCAUGGUCCACCAGCGAGUUGAAAGGCCACACACGUUGCCUCGCCCUCGCCCAGACGGGAAGUGCCGGCCAGAUCCUGCCAGCGAAGAGCAUGGGUCAAAUGGCGCGUUUCAAGAGCGUCCCCGUCCACCUCCCCGACGAGAUGCACAGGGUCCGAAGACCUAAGACUUGGCAGUUUGAGCCUGGCCCUCGCGAGUCGGGAAGAAGGACGAUGACGAUGCCUCGCUCGGUUUGCAAGAAGCUGCGACUGCCAGCGUUGCUUUGGCCUCUGGACCUGUACUUUCCUGUUGGGGCCCCAAUGUGGUCCACAAGCGCGACAUCGCGGACGCUGCCCGGACCCCCGAUUAGCACCAGACAUACGAGAAGCUUCCAACGUGAAGGCCAUGGGUUCCGGAGAGGGAAGGCAAGCAGCCCGCCCUCCACAAGUCCCACUGCAGACAUGGGCCGCAGGAUUCACAACCACCGGCGCUGGUACAAGUCGUCAUCGCGGCACUUGGUCAAGGAGUUCAUCACUGCUCGUGACGUACUGUGUUGCGAGCCGCCGCCCACCGCGAAUGCCAAGACCGGGGUAGUUGUGCUCCUGUGGACCAAACGUGCCGAAGAAAGAUGCCAGCAAAAAGGGGUAUGCUCAACGCGAGACGUGCUGAAGGCCAUCCCGCUGGUCGGCACCUGGUUGUUCGCGGGACCGUUUGCGGACUUGACACGCGCCUGGUACGUCGUUGUGGGAGCGACCAUCAUGGUCAACAUGCUCCUGAACAUGGUAGUGCCACCCGCAGUUACCAUAGCGAACAUAUUCGUGACCUGGUUGAUGCGACGAUGUUGCGCAGGCAGAGUGAAGCACCAUUCGGAGCUCAUCGCGUAUUACACCAAUCCGGACUUCGACAUCAAGCUAAAGUACGCCCAGAUGCUCACGACCGUUUUUGUUGCACUGACAUACUCGGCCGGGAUGCCGCUUCUUUAUCUCUUCGCCUUUGGGUACAUGGUUCUCAUGUACUGGGCUGACAAAAUCGCACUUCUCUGGUGCUCCAAGCGGCCCCCCUCCUAUGAUGCCCUGCUGCCGAAGGAGUCUUCAGAAAAAUUGUUAUAUGCCAUCGCUUUACACUGUUUCUUCGCCAUCCUCAUGUAUGGGCAGCCCUGCGUCUUCCCAUCCAAUCCGGUUGGUGGUGACAUAGGAAAGCUCAUUGCGGAGGGCGAGUCAGCAGCCAGCGAGCACCUGGCGGGCUGGUGGCCGAGAUUGACCAAGGAAAGUACCUGGAUGUUCGUGGCAUGGCUUAGCUUCAUGCUGGCACUGUGGGUGAUGUGGUGGCUGGUAUGGGCCUUUCAGGGGACGUUCGGCACUUUCGGCACGCUUCUUUGGCAGCUUUGCUGCGCCUCUAAAAAAGUGGAGGACGCGGACACUAUCGCAGCAAUCCAGCGCGGUGAGUCUGUCGACAGCAUUCGUCAAAAGACGGGCAAGACGGUGGACAUAGCCGCGACGAUGACGUGGCCAGAAGCUGCAGAGAUCAUCGACCGCUGUUCUCCCCCAUCUACGUACCACAUGGAGGAUCAUCCGGACAUGCUGGAAAUCGCACACCUCAUGAAAGCCGAGUACACGCGAGGAAGUGAAGUAAAUCCGGAAGGUGGCGAGCUGCCCGUUCCGCAGCAUCCUGGCGACAGCUUCAGUGCGGCCAUGACGCAUUGA
Symbiodinium sp. CCMP2592 is the source of this 3093-nucleotide messenger RNA. Lineage: Eukaryota; Dinophyceae; Suessiales; Symbiodiniaceae. The record is from the annotation of a GenBank genome assembly.